Molecule: messenger RNA, 5110 nt
Organism: Osmerus eperlanus (European smelt)
Lineage: Eukaryota; Metazoa; Chordata; Actinopteri; Osmeriformes; Osmeridae
Product: probable G-protein coupled receptor 153
Exons: 6
Coding region: 791-2794 (667 amino acids)
Biological process (GO): G protein-coupled receptor signaling pathway
Cellular component (GO): membrane
Molecular function (GO): G protein-coupled receptor activity
Source: RefSeq, a predicted model, not a curated record
AAAGAACAUCUAACCUAUUGUAGGCUACCUUUAAUAUUGGGAUUUUCUCAAACUGCCAUUGGUAACCACCUACAUAGUGGGCGCGCAUGAGUGCACGACGCAUUCCUGCCUCACUCACAUUUCCCUUCAGCAGGACGUCUUCAGUGAUUUAGGGAAUAUUGGCGUUGAAUUAGCUUGUUUAGUAAUGUUUCACUCUAAAUACUCCGUGCGUGACAUGUCUUUUUGAGAGAUGGCAUUUUGUUAAUGGGGAGAACGGAUCGACAAUUAGCCAUUUCAUCUUCACGUGAGACAAAGGAGGCGCGCGCUAUAAUGGCCAAGUACAGCUGUGGUGACAGGGUUACUGCUAGUAGACUCACCGUUCAUUUUCGAAGUCACACCAUGGAAUUGAGGUUGACAUCGCGCAUAACGUUCCUCAAUUUGGAAUGUAAAGACUGAACUUUUGUGGACUAAGAAGCACAAUUUUUAACGAGACGGGUAAUUUGUAUUUUUUGGAACAACCAAUCGAUCUAAGCACGUUUCAGGAGGCUUCUACGUGCACUGGCUCAGCUCAGCGACUCUUCCUGGAUUUGCCCCCUUCUUCCUUUCCCCUUUUCUCCCCCCUUCCUGUCAUCACCAUGCCGUCCUCCCACUGCGCCCAUCCAAAGGAGAACGCCCAUCUCCCUGUGUAGGAUGCCUGCCUCGUCCUACGCCUUGUAUCCCCUCCUGCCCGCCUCCACCACCACCACCUCCUCCUCGGUUGUACCUUCUCCUCUCGCCGACUACGCAGCGGCCGCCGUCGCCACGCUCCACCAUGAAGGAUGAGGUGACGAAGGAUGACAUCAUCAGCACCAACGCGCUGGCUUGGCUGGUCUGCUCGGGCGUGUCCAUCUUGGCCAACACCUGGGGCAUCCUGAGUGUCAGCGCCAAGCAGAAGAAGUGGAAGCCCCUGGAGUUCCUCAUCUGCACACUGGCCGGCACGCACAUCCUGAACAUGGCCAUCCCGGUCACUAUGUACUGUGUCAUCACCCUGCGUCGGCGCCACUCCACCUAUGAGUGGAACGAGGGGCUGUGCAAGGUGUUUGUGUCCACCUUCUACACCCUCACACUGGUCACCUGCUUCUCCGUCACCUCCCUGUCCUACCAUCGCAUGUGGAUGGUGCGCUGGCCAGUCAAUUACAGGUUGAGUAACACCAAAAAACAGGCGGUCCACACAGUGAUGGGCAUCUGGAUGGUCUCCUUCAUCCUGUCUACACUGCCUGCUGUGGGCUGGCAUGACACCAACGAACGCUUCUAUGCCAAGGACUGCCGCUUCAUUGUGACAGAGAUCGGCCUGGGCUUCGGCGUGUGCUUCUUGCUGCUGAUUGGCGGCAGUGUGGCCAUGGGGGUCAUCUGCAUCGGCAUAGCCCUCUUCCAGACCUUUUCUAUCCAGGCAGGCCAUAACGCAGACAAGAACAAAUUCAAUGUGCCAACCAUUGUGGUGGAGGACGCCCAAGGGAAGAGGAGGUCAUCCAUUGAUGGCUCGGAGCCCCUCAAGACGUCGUUACAAAUCACAUACCUGAUCAGUGGCAUUGUCUUCAUCUAUGACUUUCUCACUGGGUUCCCCAUUUUGGUGGUGAGUUUUGCCAGUCUGAAGUAUGAUCGCUCCUACAACUGGAUGGUGCUGUGUGUGCUCUGGUGCUCCAUCGCCCAGUCCAUCCUACUGCCCAUGUUCCUGUGGGCUUGUGACCGCUAUCGCGCUGAUGUGCGCAUGGUCUGGGAGAAGUGUGUGGCCAUCAUGUCCAAUGACGACGUGGAUGAAGAAAACAGCCAAGAUGGAGGAAUUCAUGCCGACUUAAUAUAUGACAGACCAUAUGACUAUAGCUCCGUGCCUGAAAUCGUGACGGUAGACCGUAUUGCCAAGUACGAAUUCUCAACUUUAGAAAGGGGGGUCCCGCAAGGGUAUCCAUUGAGGGACCUACAGGAAGAUAAAAUGCAGUAUUUGCAGGUGCCCCCUACAAGAAGAUACUCCCACGACGAAACCGACAUGUGGACCAGCGGCCAGAUCCCCUCCUACCUGCAUCGCUGGGGCUCCACCGAGGACAUCAUGGGGAGCCCCCACUACAGCUCCAGCUUGCCGCGCCACGAGAGGCGCAGGAGCAGCCUGGUCUCCUACCACGAGGAGAGCCACCAGCACCGCAAACGCCGGCGCUCCGAGGAUAGCGUGCACUCCCUCAAGCACCUCCCACGGGUGGUCAGCGGCAGCGGGGAAUGCUACGAGGACAACUUGAAGUGUUUCAGCCGCGAUGAGGUGAUCAAUUUCAUAGAUGAGACACCGCUGCCCAGCCCCAUGAGAAGCCCGCGCCGCACCUCCACCAUCUCACUCAUCCCAGACGUUUAUGAGCAUCACGCGGUCCUGUUUCCUCAUUUCCCACUAACAGACUUUGAGCGCGAGCCGCAGGCCCUGCGCCGGUUGUCAGAGCACAGCAGGAGUGGGAGCCGAGGUGGGUCACCCGAUGGGUCACCCAGGCGGGACAGAGGAGAAGUUUCUGGGGCCUGUGGCACGGGAAAAAGCUGCCGCGAGCACAGGCGGGAAGGCAAGCGUCAUAGUGAACUGGUCCCACCUGGACAAAUCCAGCAGCCAGGGGAGCCCUCCACUCACAGGCCCAGCAGGACAGGUCAUGGGGCUGGGCCUGUGGCUGGGGCUGCCUGGGGGGACCAAAAACACCUGAGUAAAGCAGAGAGUAAAGGAAGCACAAAUAGCUUUUUAAGUUCACCUUCUGCAUCAUCCUCGGGUUAUAUUACAUUUCACUCGGAUUCCAUAGGCUCCACCACCUAGGAAACAUUAUUAUCAUUAUUAUCAGUACUAUUAUUGUCAUUAAAGAAUUAUGGUACCAAGCAAUUAGGGAGGUGGACAGAUAAAUUAAGCCUAACUGUAUAAUGGUUAUUUUGUACUGUACCACUAUUCUAUUUUACUAUAUACCACUGUAUCCCUAAAAUUGAACUUUUACUCUGAUAUUACUGACCAUGAAGAUUUUGACAGGUGGCCUACCGUGGCUUUAGUAGGUGGGGCUAGUACAUGAAUCAGCUGUUUUUCAGAGCACAGAUCCACUUACAAAACAUCUCUUUUAAUGUAAUCCAUAUUUCACUCAUGUUUUUGCUGUUUGAUGUAGUUUUCUAUCUUCACAAAGGAAUGGGGGAACAUUGAUAUUUUGUUAUUUUUUUGCACUUGAUGACUCCAAAUCUUAUUGUAAAAGCAGUGUUUUAUCUAAUGGGUGAGUGUUUUAUCUAAUGGGUGCAUGUCUUUUAAUCACUCUCCAUUGCGGAGACAGAAACCAGAAGAGAGCCAAAACUGCCAUGACUCAAGUUGCAGCUAUGAAGGACAGAAAAUAUGUCAGAUUUUGAUCUCAAUAUAACAGAAUAAAUUUAAUGUAGUCUUUAUCUACUCAGUUCCACAGUUACAAAGAAAGAUAAAGUUCCAUAAACACUUUGUAUGAAUAUUACCAACAUAUCCAAUACUGAGAUACACAGAUAUUAUGAUGAUUUGUUACAUAAACUCCAUAAACUCUUUGUGAGGAGAUUUCCAACAUAUUCAUACUGACUAUACGGACAUUAUUACAACUGUUUGUCUAAUUCAAGUGCAUAGCCUUAGUUUUUGGGCAUUGUUGUCUAUCUAUGAAAGCCCUUUCACACUUAUGAAAAGCUAAUGCCAGUGCAGGUCCUGUAUAUAUGGAAGACAAAGUUACAUUGGAUGUAUGGCUUGGUGUUCUUUAAUUAAAGCAUUAACUGGAAUAUUCAGAAAUGACAGAAUUCAUUCAACAUUUUAAGACUUUCAUCACACUUACAGCCAUGCACACAUUAUAAAACAUGCAUCAGCCAUGAACAGUAGCUUAUCUCACCAAUGGUGCUUGAUCUUGGCAGCUGAGCACGGGUUGGGAUGUACAUAGUUAUGUGAGAGUGUUGCUAAAAGUCAACUCAAAGAGUGAUUCAAUAGCCUCCAUGUUUGCUCCCAUCCCUUAUCACCACUGAGUACAGGUUGAAGACACGUUGUUUAUGUUGGUUUAUAUCAGCCUGCAACCCUCUUGCUAAUUCAGAUAAGAGCUGAUGAACAGAUGAGACAAGCUCUACAGUGAUUUAAAUUGGUCACAUGUUUAAAGUUGAUCUUGUCACAUUGAGAUCAACUUGGAAUAAAAAAUGUAAUCUCCAGCCUAUAGUUUUUUGUUUGUUUCUUUUCUAUGCUUGCAAUAAUAUUGUGAGUAUAGGAAACACAUUUGACUAGAUAUAAAUAGGCUAAGAGAAGGCAAAUGGAAAACCAUAUAAAAGGCAAAUUUGUUAUUGGCCCAUGGUAACCAAGUCUUCCUCAUGCUUUAUGUUCCACUAACUGUGAGUUAGUGGGAAAGUUUUUUCCCUCAUUUACUCUAUAACUGCCCACUGAAUCAAAGGCUACAUUGUUGCUAGACCCAUAUUAUGAAUGUAUUCACACAAAAAACAUUUGCAAAUAAAUUACAGUGAGCAUAGUAGGCUCAUAAAUGCAACUUGAAACCUACCCUGCACCUUUGAUAAAGCCUUAUUUGAUAUUAUUUAGUGAUAGUUCAGUCCAUUAAACAAUGACUUUACAUGUCUUCUUUUGCCAAUAUAUACAUUCAAUUAAAAAGUAUAUAUAUUUAACGUAUUGGUGCACCUUUCAUCCUGCUUUUCCCUGUUCAAUAGCAUACCACAUUGAAAAUAUAUUUUCUAUUUCCCCUGUCGGAUUUUGCUACGUCAUUGCCUUUUUGGCAUUUAGUUUUAUUCUGUGUUUACAAGUCUAAACAGAUUCUAAUUUUGUAACAUAUCCUUCUUUGUUCAAACUUAUGACAGUCUAAAUUAUGAGCAAUGUUUGGUGUUUCUUUGUUGCUCAGAUAAUGGUUUUGUUAAAAAGAUAAAAAGAAUUUGCAUUGGAUGACAAUUCCUUAGUUUAAAGUUGUUAAAAGUGUAUUUGAGUUUGUAUAAAACAGGACUGAUAAUAUUUCCCCGGCGUGUAGCCUAUUAGGUUACCGUUUGAAGGUGCACAACUACAGAAUUUGAUCCAUGACUCAAUUUGAUUAUGUUCACACUUUUUUGAUCAUUUGAAAUAUGAUUAUGUAAGAACCAGAAAAAAUAAACUGAUGUUUCGGGA